Molecule: messenger RNA, 2064 nt
Organism: Henningerozyma blattae CBS 6284
Lineage: Eukaryota; Fungi; Ascomycota; Saccharomycetes; Saccharomycetales; Saccharomycetaceae
Exons: 1
Coding region: 1-2064 (687 amino acids)
Biological process (GO): regulation of transcription by RNA polymerase II
Molecular function (GO): RNA polymerase II cis-regulatory region sequence-specific DNA binding; DNA-binding transcription factor activity, RNA polymerase II-specific
Source: RefSeq, a predicted model, not a curated record
AUGUUUGAAAUACAAAAUAAUGAAAAUAUCAUUGAUUUAGAUAGUUCUAAUACAAUAAAGAAGCCCAACGUUUCAGAUAACACUGCCAUUAUAGAUUUUGAUAACUUUACUUUACAAUUAUUGCCAAAGGAAAAUAUAAACGAUAUACCAGUCAUGAAUAGUACUAAUAAUCUUGAUACUUUUUUAACAAACUCCUCUCUGGAUUAUAAUUUGACAGGUAAUACAGUAAUCCCUCCUACGAAUAAUAAUAGUAUUAAUAAUAACAGUCAACCUUUUUUACCUAAAAAUGAACCUUCAAAUAUACAAAUCCAACUUCCAUUACAAAGCAAUAAUAUGAAUCCAAUGAAUAAGAAAUUUGUAUUUGAUUAUAUAAAUACAGAUGACUUGUUAUCCAUAGAAGAAGAAAUAUUAAUCAGAUCCUCUAUGGAAUCGAAUGGAAGCACUCUAUAUGAUCCAAGAAAUAGUACAAACAUGAAUCUAUUGGAUGAAGACGAUCCAAGACGAUUAUCUAUAAGUGAUUACCGUCGUAGUAAUAGUAGUAGUACGCGAUUUAGAAGAUCCAAUGACGAAUUUUUCGAAUUCGAAUCCUUCAACAAUGCUACUUCUGAUAAUCCAAAACAUUCUAGUUUUUCUAAUCAUGCUCAUUCUAUGGGUUCCAUGGGUCAUUCGCUUUCCAAUUCUCUUAAUUUGAAUUUAGGUAAUAAAUCAUUGAAAAAAUUUAAGGAAUAUUUCAAAUUGAACAACUUAUUUACUCAAAACGGUCAAAAUGGUCAGAAUUUGGAUUUUGCACAACAAUCAAAUAUAAAUCCAGAUGUCAAUACCACAAAUAACAUUAAUACCAAUAUUAAUGAUAUGAAUAUCAUUACCAAUGAACAAAAUAGGAAAAUAUUUAGGGGUAAACCAUUUUGGAACCGAAAUAAAAAUAACCAUAAUAAUACAAGAAGUUCAAAUAAUACUACUAGUAGCACUAACAAUACUACUUCAUCUAAUGGCACGGCAGAAAUUGAUAUGAUGAAUACUUUUUUAAAUAUCGAUACCAAUAGUGCGAAUGAGAAUAUCAUGGAUGAUGAAACAAAUGAUAUGGUUAUUAAUCCAAAGCAAUUGUUUUUAAAUGAAACCCAAGAACAAGCACCACAACAGCAGCAACAACAACAACAACAAUCGAAAUUGUUCCAUAGUUUCACAUCAAAUAGCAUUAAUAGUAGUAUUGAUAAUAAUGAAACUAGUAGUAAUGAUCAAAUGAAUAUCUAUUUCACAACAUCAAAUGAUAAUUUCGAAACAACAGAAAAUUUCAAUACAAGUGCAAAUUUGUUUGAAAAUUCUUAUACCAAUUCCAAUGUUUCAUACAUGAAUAACAAUGCAAACAACAUCAAUAACAUAAAUCCUUUGAAAAAUAAUAUCAAUGUGAAUAUUAAGAAUGAAUUUUAUUUCCAUGAAAAUCAAGAUUAUUUGAAUAAACCUAUUCCAACUAAUCAAUUAUUUGAAGAAGAUGAAGAAGAAGAUGUGGAAGAUGAGGAUGAGGAUCAAGACAUGGAGCCAGAAACUCAAGAAGUUUCAUUAAAUAGAAUACCCAUAGAACAUAUCGAUAUCACUGCCAAUCCAGAUUCCAAGAUGGUUUUUACUAAUAAUAACCUACUGAUAAAUAAUAUAGACGGAUUGAAUAACGUAGUGACAUUAAUGGAUAAUAAUCUCAACAUAAAUAUGGAUUUAAAUGAUGCAAAACAACCUCCUAUAAUAAAUAUCAACGAUACAUCCACUACUACAAACACCGCUGCUGUUACUGAAGAUUCUAAUCCUAUUGAUGUCGUAACAACCAGCAAGAAUACGAACCUUCCCAUCACAAUCCCAUUGAAGACACGUGGAAGAAAACCUUCACCCUUCAAUGAUCCAAGUAAGAUAUUCAUCUGUCCGUAUUGUAACCGUCGUUUCAAAAGACAAGAACAUUUGAAAAGACACAACAGAUCAUUACAUAUGGGAGAAAAGCCCUUUGACUGUCAUAUUUGUAACAAAAAGUUUAGCAGAUCUGACAACUUGGCUCAACACAUCAAAACCCAUUCUCAUUGA